Dictyostelium purpureum is the source of this 1614-nucleotide messenger RNA. RefSeq lists its product as uncharacterized. The record is from RefSeq and is a predicted model, not a curated record. Lineage: Eukaryota; Evosea; Eumycetozoa; Dictyosteliales; Dictyosteliaceae. Bases 1 to 1614 code for a protein of 537 amino acids. The transcript is spliced from 2 exons.
AUGGAUUUGUUUUUAAUUUUAUUUAGAAAUAUAGUUAUUAAAAGAGAAUUAUUUUAUCAACUAAAAAAAUUAAGAUAUUAUCAACAUCUCUCAACUACUCCAAAAUCCUUAAAAUUAAAUAAUUCAAAAUCAAAUUAUUUAAAUGUUAAUAUAGUUUAUAAUGGUAAUGAGGAAUUGGAUGAUUUAAUUAUUCCAUCAAAUUUUAAAACCAUUUAUUUCAAAAACAAUCAAAAUUCAAAUAAAGACAACAGGACGUACUUUAUAGAUGAUGAUCAACCCUUAAAGAAACAGUUGGUCAUAAGUGAAGGAGUAGAUUUUGAUGGCAUUUUACCAGAGUUUUUAGAAGAAUUAAAGAUUUAUCCAUCAAAUGAUGUCCAACUCCAAUUUGGAGAUCUACCUAAAUCUUUAAAAGUUUUAAAAAUUACAUCAACGCUCACCAAACCAGAAAACUUUUUACCUCUUCCACCAUCAAUAAAAAAGGUUUCUCUUAAUAUUUCAAAUUUAAGAUAUACUAUUUUAAAACCAAAUAUUUUUCCACAUGGACUAACCUAUUUAUCCGUCAACACGUCCGAUGCUGUUAUUUUAGAUGGAGUGGUACCGGAAACCGUUGAAACUUUGAAAAUAAAAUCAAUCUACAAUCAAGAUCUUUCUAAAAUAAUACCACCUAAUUGUACAACAUUAACAUAUCUAUAUAGACAAAAGAUAUCAACAUUGCCAAAAUCAAUUACAAAUAUUAAAACCUUAGAUAUCAGUUACGAGGGUACCUAUAUUCAAAAUAAAAUAUCACCAAAAUCAUUAAAAGCAACAAGUCUAAUAAGAAAAGCUAGUAAUAGUUAUAAUGAUAAUGAUAAUAACGUUACUAAUAAUAUAUACUCCUGUAUUUCUGAUUCACAUUCAAAACUAUCAUUAUAUUGGUUAGAUCAAGAGACUGUAGACUAUAUAGCAGGCUAUAAAAAUAUUAAAAAGUUGUCUAUUUAUAAUAAAAAUGUGGUGGAUUUCAAACUUACAGAAAAUAAUAGUUCAAUAACAGAUCUAAAAAUUAUACCAAUGCUUUAUGAAUAUUCAACACUUCCCUCCUAUUUAACAAAAUUAGAGAUUGUUGAUUUUAGAUUCAAGCAAAUAGAUAUAGAUCUAAAGAGAAUAUGCCCCUUACUUAAAGUACUAGUGUUUUCAUGUGUUGGCAGUUUUAAUAUAACUUUUCCAAAUUGUUUAAAAGCUUUGAAAUUCAAGAGUUAUCGAGAACUUUUAAAAUUAUUUGAUUUGCCCCCAACAUUAGAAAUAUUGCAAAUAGACAGUGACUUUAAAAACCACAAAACACCAUCAUUUCAUAUCAACGAUACAUUGUUAUUAUCAUUACCAUCACUAGAGCAUUUAAUAUUAAUAGAUUAUUUUGCAAAAGGUGUGCCCUAUACAAUCAAUAAUUUCGGAUCCGCUUCAAAUCUCACAUUAUAUACAAACGACCUAAAUAGAAAAUAUAUAAAGUCAUUAUUUUCCCAAAAUGAAGAUGACUGUGUAUGUUUAGUUGAUGUCCUUUUCAACUUUAAAAAUAUUUUAAAUUUCCAUCAAUUUAACAAAAUUAAUGUUUUCUCAAAAUUAAUAAAUAAAAUACUUUAA